GUCUUUUUGCGAAACCGAUCUGGUUAGAGACCUCCUUGACCAUGGACCACGAUGACACUCACACUCUCGCCAAUAAUUAAGCCCCAACCGCGCAGCCUCUCGCUGUCGCCCCGCUCGUUGUCGCCGUCGUCCAUACCGUCGUCGCCAUCGUCGGUGCACUCGUCGAGCUCGGCCAUCUUUGAGCGUGACAUCGAGCCCAUUUCACCGCCCCUGCCACCAGCACAUCAGAAUCCUCAUCGCAUACCCCGUGCAAAGGCAACAGAGAGCUCCGUACCAUCUGUCCUCGACUCAGCUGCCGCAAUCCUGGUAGAUUCGCAUACAAGCGAUGUCGAUGUCGAAGUGCUCACUCCAGCUGCCAGCCCGCUGGUGAGCCGCAGUCCGUCUCCAAGGGCCUCGUUGCUGCUCACCACGUCAUCAUUGGGUCCGCCAUCUCCCACGAGCAUCGCCCGCGAGCUUUCUCCGGCUCCUUCCCCCAAGAUUCUGACCAAGCGAUUGUCGUUUUUGUCGUACAGUGAUCUCCUUGCUUCCAAUCCGACAAAUACAGUGAUGCUGUCUUCUUUGACCUUGGAACCGCCCACACCGCCUCACAUCCUGACCUUGACGGACGGUGGCACCUUGAAAGGCUUCGAUGAGUGGGAGAAAGAGGGGCUUGGUAUGGGGCUGGAGGAAAGACUGGAAGCUGUCAGCGGGGCUACAAGUCCCAUGUCGAUCAGGAGCCGUCCUGUGAGUGUCGUGAGAUGUUGAACGGUUUUCUAUACCCCACGCUGCUGCUGUUAUAUUCGCCAUUCCAUCAUCUUGUUCAAAUCAUGCCUUAUCCCCUUCGCUUGGAAUUCCGAGUAUGUGCUCUCCUCUAUCCUCUAUUUAUCUACAUCGUGCCGCCAGUUAUCUUAUUAUACGUGUAUGUACCAACUACGAACCUGCCCUUUCUACGAUACAUAAUGUACAUGCAUUCCUUUGUGAAGUGUUUAUUCCUUCUUACCAUUUUGUCUGUCUAGGUUAGGAUUGUAAAUACGUUGAUUAAUUGGGAAGAUAUCUACAUUGAGAUAGCAAACAUAUCUUGUAAACUCGGCAAGGCAGUUCAACUAGUAGUCACUCGAGGGAGAACAGAGCGGC
Molecule: messenger RNA, 1113 nt
Organism: Desarmillaria tabescens
Lineage: Eukaryota; Fungi; Basidiomycota; Agaricomycetes; Agaricales; Physalacriaceae
Exons: 1
Coding region: 52-744 (230 amino acids)
Source: RefSeq, a predicted model, not a curated record